Messenger RNA from Spirodela intermedia, 1339 nucleotides. Lineage: Eukaryota; Viridiplantae; Streptophyta; Magnoliopsida; Alismatales; Araceae. The record is from the annotation of a GenBank genome assembly.
AUGGCGGGUUACCCCCACGGUUCCGGCUACCCGCCCUACGGGGCGCCGCCGGCCAACCCCUACGGCGCGCCACCGGCGAAUCCCUACGCGUCCGUUCCGGCGCCGUACGGGGCGGCGCCGCCGCCGUCCGCGCCAUACGCUCCUGGCGGCGCCGCACCGGGGCCGGUGAAGCCGGGGAAGGAUCACGGCCAUCAAGGCGGCUUCCACGGAGGCCCGCCGGUGGCGCAGCCGUACGCGGCGGCAGGGGGCUACCCGCCGGUGGGGCCAAUGCCGGCGUUCACCCCGUUCGCAGCGCUGGUGCCGUCGCAGUUUCCCCCGGGGACGGAUCCGAGCUUGGUGGCGUGCUUCCAGGCAGCGGACCAGGACGGGAGCGGGCUGAUCGACGACAAGGAGUUGCAGAGGGCGCUGUCGUCGUACAACCAGAGCUUCAGCAUCCGCACUGUUCACCUUCUCAUGUACCUCUUCACCGGCACCAACGUCCACAAGAUCGGUGAGUCUUAGCGACCUACUUACCUGACCCCGGCCACCGCGGUCCUCGUCUCCUCCCAGAAUUAGGGUUUCCUGUGGACGCCAUCUCGGGAUUCUGUCCUCUAUUAGGGUUUCUCCCUCCUCUGAUGUGAGGUUUUUCAAAUCCUCUGCAGGUCCCAAGGAGUUCACCUCCGUCUUCUACAGCCUUCAGAACUGGAGGGUACUGCUAUUCCUCUCUUCUUCCCCCCUGAUUAUUUUUAGUUCUUCUCGUACUCUUUGUUCUUCUCCCCUUCUGCUCAGCCAUUAUUCGCUGAACAUCCAAAAAUUCCUUCGUUCCUCAGGCCAUCUUCGAGCGAUUCGACCGUGAUCGGAGCGGCAGGAUCGACGCCAACGAGCUGAGGGACGCCCUGCUCAGCCUCGGCUUCUCGGUCUCCCCGAUCGUCCUCGACCUGCUCGUCUCCAAGUUCGACAAGACCGGCGGCAAGAACAGGGCCAUCGAGUACGAUAACUUCAUCGAGUAAGCACCUCCUCCUUUUACGUCCUCUCUCUCUCUCUCUCCGAACCUUGGGCGUUUCAUCUGACUGUUUCUUCCUCUCCUCCCUGCCAUGGGCGACCUCUAUGGACUCUCUCCUUGCAGAUGCUGCCUCUCCGUCAAGGUAACCAUCAUCUCCAUCUCCCAUCCCCAUUUACAGGAUUUCUAACGCUCCUCUCUCUCUCUCUCUCUCUCUCAACCUGACCCUGAGCUCGAAUCUGAAACCUGUCGCAGGGGCUGACGGAGAAGUUCAAGGAGAGGGACACCAGCUACUCCGGGAUGGCCAACUUCUCCUACGAGAACUUCAUGCUUACGGUCCUGCCCUUCCUCAUAGCCUAG